This is a messenger RNA of Aspergillus saccharolyticus JOP 1030-1, 2121 nucleotides long. Its product is annotated as Zn(II)2Cys6 transcription factor. Gene Ontology annotation, cellular component: nucleus. Gene Ontology annotation, molecular function: zinc ion binding; DNA-binding transcription factor activity, RNA polymerase II-specific; transcription cis-regulatory region binding. The record is from RefSeq and is a predicted model, not a curated record. Lineage: Eukaryota; Fungi; Ascomycota; Eurotiomycetes; Eurotiales; Aspergillaceae. Gene Ontology annotation, biological process: positive regulation of transcription by RNA polymerase II. The coding region runs from base 1 to 2121 and encodes 706 amino acids. The transcript is spliced from 2 exons.
AUGGUUGUCGACCAGACCCCCGCUGCUCCCUCACCCCGCAGCGUCAAGCCCGCUGGUUCCGCCCGGUCACGGUCGCUCGAUGGGUGCGAGACCUGCCGACGCCGACACGCCAAAUGCGACGAGACUCGACCGUCCUGUCGCAUGUGCGAGCGAGCGGGUCUCGUCUGCGAGCAGUAUGGCAUACGGCUUGUGUUUGACUCCGGGGAGAGUCACGGCUCGCGAUGUCGACGGCCACUGUUCACCGAAGACUGCCGCCAGCAGAUGAGCGAGCAGCUGGUGGCCAGUCUCAAUCCGGACAAUGUCAACACCGUGCUGUCGCGAUUAGACGGGGAUUGUGAGUCCAGAGAACAGGCCAGUGAUCAUCGGAGCUUUAGCGCCUGCUUGGGGCCCUUUGGCGCGUUCCGGAUCAUCCACCCAGAGCCCGAGCCCGGUCUCGUAUCGACCGACAAUCUCGCAGUGAACUCAGCGCCACCAAUACUUGACGAGAACCCCGAAAGUGGACUGGAUCUGGCGCUGGAGGAUGCCUUUGCCAGUGAUCCUCUGCUUGACUGUCUUUUCGGCAAUCUCGACGUCGAGGGCUUGGGUGAUUUCUCGACGCAGAACUUCUUCUAUGCCGCCAUGCCAGUGGCCGAAGGCGAGGGAUUCUCCUCCCCCUCGCCGUCUCUCGCCAGCAGCUUGCUGCUAGGGCCGUCGACCUCCUCCUCCUUACAACUAUCAUCCCCUUUUCUGUCCGCGCCCAGCCUGCAGUCCGCGCCAGCCGUCACGAAUCGCGCACCACCGGACGCCCCCUUCCUGUUGUCGGUGUACAAGCACGAGGUGGUACCCUUAUUCUCGCCCAUCCAGUCACGCAAAAACCCCUGGGAGACGCUGUUCGUGUCGAGCGCGAUGGAGACCCUCGCGCGACUGACCAUGGGGGAGACGGUGGCGGCGACGCAGAUGGCCAUCUUCAGCGCCAUUCUCGCCACGGGGGCCUUCGCCCAGCGCGGAGCCUCCGCCACGCGCAGCUCCGCCAACCACUGGGGCGGCCAGGCCGAAGCCCUCGCAACCGAGGCGCAGAGCCACCUCCAGCGGGCGCUGAAGGACGCCUCGUCGAGGGUCAAAAAAGUGAAAUACAAGGACAUCCUCAUCGCCCUGCUAUGCAUCCACACCGUCUCCGCCUGCCAAGGCAGCGCAGAACGGGUCCGCCGCUGCCUCCUCGACUGCGAGAACUGGGUCCGCUGGCGCGGCCUCCCCAAGCCCCGCAAGUCCCGCAAAGUCCGUCUCCUGCACCACUGCUACGUCUACCUGCGCAUCUUCCACGAAAGCACCUCGGUGCUGCCCGCGGGGCCCCCGGACCGGGAGUGCGACCCCGCCUCCCCCGCGGCCGUCGGGGGGUCCCUGGCCGCCAGCCGAGCGUUCCGCCUCCGCCAGUGGGAGGGGCGACUCGAUCAGCGCAUGGAGGAGCUCAAGGAGCCGCACCAGGGCGAGAACGACCUGCAUCUGGAGAUUCCCGGCCGGUGGGAGUCGACGAUGUACCCGCAGGUCUUUGGGCUGCCGGAGCCGCCCUUGUUUCUGCUCUCGCAGGUGACUCGGUUGGCGAACGAGCGGGAUCUCGCGGCUGCCGGGAGCGGCAGUCCCUUGGAUUUCCAGCAGUUUCACCUGCGAGCGAGGAGUCUGGAGCGGUGUAUUGCGGCGUGGCGUCCGCCGCCUCCGCUGGGGGUGUCUGGGGACGACGCGGGCGCGGAUGAGGACGAGCGGGAGAAUGCCCGCCGCAGCGUCCAGCUCAGCACGCUCCUGCAUCCGGCCCUGCUGCUCUUCUUCUAUCGGCGCGUCUAUGAUAUCGACCCGACCAUCCUCCAGGCGCAGGCGCGGCAGGUCCGCGACGCGCUGGCCGACGCCGCCGAGGUGACCGCUCCGGUCGUGUGGGCGGCGUUUCUCGCGGCGUGCGAGGCCCUGGAUCCCGCGCUGCAGAGCUGGUUUGCGCGCUGGUUCGAGGCGGCGGCGCAGCGGUGCGGUGUUGGGGGGGUGGCGCAUGCCCUCACAGUGGUCCGGUUGGUGUGGGAGCGCCAGCGCCAGAGGACCGGCAAUGCCAGCUGGCCGCAGGUGUUGCGCGAGGAGGGGAUUAGUUUAUACUACAUCUAG